GCAGGCCGUGUUUGUAUUUAAAAGAGGACAUAAAAAUAUUUAGUAUGCCAAUUAAAACAGCCUGUAGACCUUUAGCAACUUACUUUAAAUAAUGAGAUCACUGAACUGUGACAAUUAGAGAUCUAAUAGAAUAGAAUGUCCUUUUAACCAUCGGUGUUUUUUAUGUUAUCUAUUAUACAAUUAAAUUCUAACGCAUCUGUUACUUAAUUACAACAUUUCAUUCAUAAUUUAAACCAUAACAAGUCUCGCUAUUUGGCUAGUGGUAGGUUAAAGAAAAAAUGGACAAAGUGUUUGACAGAUUUGACAGGAUUUCCAGUGUUCAAUAGGUUAUCCGUGGGCAGUUUAAACAUAGUCGUAGUGGAAUUUACUUGCCUUUAACCUUUCUAUAGUAAAAACUGAACUUAACUUUACUCGGUAUUCAACCAAAACGCCGGAUAGUCCUCGCACAUGUUUAAAAGUAUUGGAGUAAAUAAUUUUCUUAUACGCUUAAAAAGUUUAUAUAACAAGAGUGAAUCAUCAUAACGUCGUGAUAAAAGUAUUUACUAUUUGGAAUAAAACUCGGACUAUUGGAAUAACAUAAAAAGAUUUGGCGGUAAAAGAAACGUGUUUCCGGUAUGGUGUACAAAUCAAGAUGACAAGACAUAUUUCAACAGGAGUUCUAGUCUCCAUGCUUAUUUUGUUACAAUCUUUUGCUUCCGAAGGGGCAGUUGGAACAGAGUGUAGUACAAAAGACGAAUGUGGAAAAAAUGAAGACUGUGGAAUUGGCGGUGUGUGCGAGUGUGUUCCCGGAUAUAAAAUAGUAGAAGAUGGAUGUUUUAACGAAUGUCCUGCGCUGGAUGACCCAGCUGAUGGUAUAGUAGAGGUGAAACCUAACACAGAAACAACGGAGUAUGAAGCGAUAUAUGCAUGUAUUACUGGGUUUGAAAUACAAGGCCCAUCUAGAAGACGCUGCUUAAAUGAUAGCACCUGGGAAGGGUCAGCGCCUACCUGUAAAAAGAUAGCAUGUCCAUCUCUGGCCCCGCCUCUUAACGGACGAGUUUCUUUGUCAGACAACAUUGGCGAAUUUGGUUCCACAGCUAGUUACACUUGUAACCAAGGUUUCGAGAUUACAAGUGGUGACGCUGUUAGAGAGUGCCAGUCAAACAAAGAGUGGACAGGGAUCCAGCCCGUAUGUAGCGGAAUCGUGGAUCCAUGUGUGCCAAACCCUUGCCCGACACCCACCGAGGCUACACAGCUUGAUUGUGUUGCUAACCUAGAAGAUGACAAACAACAUGUGUGUAUUUGUCCUAUUGGAAAGAAAGGAGCAAAUUGCGAUGAAGAGGAUCCACCAAUUUCAUGUAGAGGAAUGAGAAAGAAAUUCAUUUAUUUUGAGUCAAGCCCGACUUUGUCAGACAGAAUGGUAUGUUUGCCGAAGAAGAACUCAACAUCAGAGAACGUGUGUUACAAUCCUAAUGAAGAUAUUACGUACAGAUUUGAUGGUGCCAAUGAUAUAAGUGUAGAUGACACUGGACCAGGAAAAUUCUGUCUGACAUACACAAAUGCUGCACCAACUAUUCCGGAAGAUUGUGUGAACAUUAAAGCAUUUGAAGCAGACGACAUUGAUUAUCGACCAUGGAUUAAUGAAACGUUCCAAUUAUGUUUCAUUUUCAACCGACACCCGAAGAUAAGUCCACUGAACGAAACCUUGACUUAUAAUGUAGUUACAAUGGCGGAUACGGUGAACGUUCCUAUACAAGCAUCUGACAUAGACAACCAAACAUUAACACUUACAAUUACUAAUGUCGGCAGAAUUGAUUUUGAGGAUAAAUUUAGUAUUGCAGACGAUAAUCUUGUUAUUAGCAAUCCUAUCCAGCUGUAUGAGUCUAACCCAGGCAUCUUUGGUGAUAUAUUUACUGUGCAAAUUAAGGCAACCGAUAAUGGUGUUCCUCAACUUGAUGACAGAAGUGAUAUCAAUGUAAAGUUUGUAUAUGAACAACUAGAAUGUACUGUUCCUGAAGAUGUUUUUAUGGUUCAUCUUGACCCUGUACCGACAGAUCGUGUAAAUCUUGGUCAGAUAGUGUGCACAGCAGCAGGGAGUUCAGUAACUCCUGUCUUUGAAAUUACAAACGAAGGCGGCCCUGUCGUAAUAGAGGCAGACGGUACAAUAUUUUAUAAUCCAGCUGCAACAGAUGCAGAGGGCAGAUUUAGAAUUAAUGUUCGUGCUGAUGUAACAGUUUCUGUGCCAAUAUCUUCUGCGUUUCAUUUCGUUGUGUUUGCAGCGGAUUUCAAUCCCCGAUGUACACAAUCUGACUUACAAAGGCCAGUAGAAGUUAGCGAGAAGGCAGACACUGGUACGUGCAGUGAUGCAACAUUCACGUGUGAUGAUCGAGCUAACAUAACUAAGACAUGCACAGAUACGUCAGACCUGUUCAAUGUUUUAUGUGAGAGUGUUUCUUCUAAUAUAACAGACGUCAAAGUAUGCACGGCAGCUUCUCUCGACCAAAAAGCUGGAAAGGAAGAAAAGGUGUCAAUCGAAGUACAAAAUGCAUACGGUGUUGAAAACAUUGAAGUUACAUUCUCCAUAACAAAUGUUAAUGAUCCACCCACAUUCGUCACAGAUGUAGAACAAAUAAACAUAGAAAUAUCAGAGGAAUCUACCCCACCAAUGGCACUUACAGACGCUGUUUUCCCUGUGGCUGAUCCUGAUAUAUCUAUUGACCUCAACCUUGACAAUCUUACUGCAUCAAUUAAAGAUAUUGAUGCCAUAGAAACAGCAGAUGCAUUACCAUUUACUGCUAGUGUUAACUCCUUCAAAAAUGCAGUAUCUGUGACUUUAUCACAAGAUCUUCGCCCUAAACAACGUCAUAACUACCGAUUAGAGUUAAAGGUAGAGGAUUCUGCUGGGGAAUCGGAUACGAUAAACUUAAAUAUAACAGUUACGGACAUAAACGAAAAACCUAAAUGUACACAGUCUGCAAUUAACACUAGUGCAACUGUAAGGGACCCUGUAGAUUAUGUUGUCACCAUAUUGCCAUGUACAGAUGAUGACUUCAGUCAGUCCUAUAACACUCUAUCUUACAGUCUUGAAGGAGAUGUGAAUACAUUAGCUUAUUUCCAAAUUGACUCUAAUGGUGAAGUUAAAUUGAAACAGGAAUUAACAUUAUUUACAAGUGGUACAGAACUUACAUUCACUGCACGCGUAAAUGACGGCGGAGGCCUUUCAGAAGUCGUUCAAAUACGAGUCAAUGUCAUUACAUCUUAUCCACCGGAAUGCGAAAAAUACGAAGUGAUUCAAAAUGUAUCCGAAAUAAGUGGUUUAGACUACUGUUUUGAAGUAAUAGUGAAUUGUAACGAUCCUGUUAAAAGUGAAACAUUACUAUUCAAAGAGCCCAGCGGCAAUGGAACUCAGCUUUUUACAUUAAACUCAGAUGCAACUAACAACGAUAAAAUUUCAUUCUGUACACGGGAAAGUUUAAAAGGCAAAGUCGGCCAAUGGCAUUUAAACUUGGAAGUUCAAUCAUCUUAUGGUCCACGAAAUAUUCAAAUCAUUGUCAGUGUUCAGGAUGAAAACGAUGCUCCUGAAUGUGCACCUUCUAAAAUGGAUAUUAAAGCUUCCGCCACUGACAGUGCCGAUACAAUACUGGACAACAUCAUUUGUACCGACAAAGAUACUGAUGCAAAUUUUAAAACAUUAACAUAUACCCUCGAGGGCCAGUCUGAUGUAAUUUCUUAUUUCAACAUGAAUGCGGGUGAAAUCAAGCUUGCUAAAGCUCUGUCUGAUAUAACUGGAACUAACAAUAUUUUGUCGUUUACUGUAAGGGUUGAAGACGGUGGCGGUUUGUCUGUAACUGUAACAGUCACUGUAACUGUUAAAACUGACUUUCCUCCAUCAUGUAACAUGACCGAUUUUGAAAUUACCAUAAGUGAAGCAACAGAUAAAGACGUGUGUCGGUUAAAAGAGAUCGGUUGCCAGGAUAUUGUUCGCGGUGAAUCUCUCCAGUAUAACAUCACUUCUGGCAAUGGUACUGCACUAUUUUAUGAAAAAGACAGCACUAAUUUCAACCUGAAUUUAUGCACACAGACGAGCCUUCAAGGAAAAUAUGGACCAUGGAAGAUUGUUGUGGUUGUAAAGUCAUCGCACGGAGAGACCACUCUUAAUUGCAUUGUUCGAGUGGUUGAUAAAAAUGAUCCUCCUGAAUUUUCAGAAACACUUUAUUCUUACAAAGUUCCUGAAAGUGCCACAAUUAACACGGUCGUAACCACUUUAUUAGCUACAGACCAAGACUCUGGUGCUUUUGGAAAACUUACUUACCUUUCAAAAGAUAUCGAAGAGUCUGGUUUAUUUACAUUAAAUAAGGAUAACGGGGAAAUAAGAAUUAUCUCAUCAUUAGAUGCAGACGGAUCAGAUUCCAAUUCGUAUACAUAUAUAGUUCAGGCCGUAGAUGGCGCAUCAGUACCACUCUCCGCCACAGCGUCUGUUCAGAUUGAUAUCAUUGACGUGAAUGAUGAAAAGCCUGUAUGUUCCCCAACUGAUGUAACAGACAGUAUUCAACUGCUCACAGCCAUAGGAACCGUGAUAAGACAACUUGACUGUUCUGAUGCAGACAUGUCACCAAGUUUUCGUGUCCUUGAGUACAGUACAACAUCGCCUUAUUUUAGUGUUAACAGUACAGGGUAUGUUACAUUGUCAAGUAAACUGCCACGUGACGUAACACAGCACGAGGUUAAUGUCAAAGUAACUGACUCCGACAAAUCCUCCGAUCCGGAUUUCUCAACGCACGUUAUUAUCACAGUUCAAGUGGACAAUAAAGUUUCGCCAGUAUGUACACCAGAAAAGGUAGAGGCGGCUUUGGACGAAACAAAAUCAGUUGGCAUCUGUGUUGAAACAGACAUUAUUUGUACAGAUCCAACAGAGGGUGAUGUCACGUUAGAAUCUCAGUCUGGAUCUGGAGCAGAAAAUAAUUUAUUUGAAAUUAAACCGAACAAAGAGACAGGAAAGCUUACUCUUUCUGCUUGUAUCAAAUCAAGUCUGAAGAACAAGUUUGGAGAAUAUAUAUUAAUUGGUUCAGUAACAAAUGGUCUUGCAUCCACGACUGUCAGUUUUCAUAACACGGUCAGGAAUGUCAAUGAGCCACCGGUGUUUACACCAGAUUCCUACAGCAUUGACGUUUCAGAGAAUUUCGAACUGAAUAAGGAAAUUUUGAAAAUAAGUGUCUCUGAUCCAGAUGACGGCAUGGGGGACCCAAGUUACGAGCUUGAUGACAUAACAGUGGAAGCAUCAAAUAAUGCAGAUUUUGGAGGAGCUUUAAGUGAUUCAAUUCUUUUCUUAAAAGCUGUCAAGACAUUUUAUGCUUACAGAAAGUUUAAUGCAACUGUAAGAAAUAUAUACAAGUAUACAGUAACGGCUGUAGACAAAAGCGGUUUAAAGACGACAACAACGGUGACAAUCAACAUUCUAGACGAGAACUCAGCGCCGUUUUGUGACCCGUCACAAUAUGUAGCAACUAUCGAUAUUCUUGCUGAGCAGAAUAAGGUUGUUCUCAUGUUACAGUGUUAUGAUACUGACAUAGAUCCCGACAACGUCAAGCUGGAAUAUAAGAUAGUGGGCGGAGACAGUGAUGGGUAUUUCGACGUAACCGGAGAUGGUAAACUGAUUGUGCAAAAACCUCUUCCUCGAGAUGAUUUGAUAUAUAACGUUGGAAAUGCUGAUAUUCAGGUGCAAGUUAGUGAUACAGGCACACCCCCAUUAUCAACAUCCAUCACAGCGACUGUUGAUGUAUUAAGAAACAUUUCUGCGACAUGUAAGCCAGUCAUCAUCCCACCUGAUGUUUGGAUACAGGGUAAUUGUGUCACAAUAAAAAUGGACUGUACAGAUCCUACCAAAACCGGCAUAGAUCAUCUUCAAUACACUUUGAUGAAAGACAGUAAUUACACGACAGGUUUCAAUUUGAAAAGCAAUUCGCAAGGAACCAUUGAGUUGUGCUACACACUUCUAGUUAGCGGUGUAUUCGAGGUAAAAGUAGAAGUAAACAACGGUCUAGGCAUUUAUAAAUGGACGGACAACAUAGUUGUUAGCUAUGCCAAGGCAACGCCAAUCUUUACUGAAUCUAAAUAUACUAAAACUAUACCCGAGACAACAGUGACAGGCACAGAGGUCGUUAUGGUAGAGGCAAAACAAAAUCAGCUGAUUGGAAAAGUACAGUAUAAUGUUUUAGGGGACGUGUCAACGAAAGGUUGGGAAACUUAUUUCUCAUUAGAUAGUACCACUGGAAAAAUAACAACAGUUACUGGGAUAAAAACAUUAGCUGAUAGUGUUAUUACUCUCAAAGUAGAGGCUGUGGAUACAGUUUCGCAGUUACGAUCAUCAGUUUUGGUAGAGCUUACAGUUGUAGACUUAAACGAGCGACCCACCUGCACAAUAUCAUCUACCAACCUUGACAUUCAAGUCGGUACAGCGGUUGAUACACAUAUCAUUGAAUUCGCUUGUAGUGACCCGGAUGUAAAAAAAGAGUACCGCACGCUUUCUUACGACAUUUCCGGUUCUGACAUUGAUGUCUAUUUCAAAUUUGUUGGAGAUCCCGCCACAUCAGUAGCUAUUAAGACGCCGUUGAGCAUACUGACGUUCAAAUACGUGAUCUCACUCACAGUCAGUGACCAAGGGACACCCCCUCUUUUAUUUUCUCAGGACUUUACCGUUAAUGUAAACCUGUUACCACCAGCUGUAGAUGUGGUAGCGACCGCAUUAAGUUUUGACACUGUUAAAGUAACAUGGGACUAUGCAAGGCCUGACUUUUAUGACGUCACGAACGGAUUUAAAGUAAAGGCAUUGACAUUGGCAAAUAUUAUUGCGAAGGAAUCUCCGGAGCUAGAUUCUAGCACAAAAACAUAUGAGAUAUCGGGAUUGUCUGCGAAGACACAGUAUAUAAUUGUUGUUGAAGCUAUAACAGACGCUGGUAGACGAUCAUCACAAGGUCAACCUGUGACAACACAAGAGAUACCGGUGCUCACCCAUUUCACGGCAAUAUUUGUGGCAUAUAAGGACUACAACGAUAGGUUACGAGAUGUUUUAUCGCAAAUAUAUUACGAAUAUAAAAGAGAUGUUACAGAGAGUGUUUCAUAUGUUCUAAAAGAUACAGCUGGGUUUGCUGGAAUAAGAGAUGUCAGUUUUAGACGGCACAACAGUAUUUAUGUUGAUAUACAAGCGUCCGUUAACCAGUCGGGUAAUGUAGAUUAUACAAUAGAGAAAUUGGAAGAGGCAGUGUCAACUGGAAAACUGAAUCAGAUGUCUGUACAAAAAGAUUUUUUCCAGGCCGCAGUUGGGGCUGGAUUUAUUUCCAUCGAUGCGUUGACGUACCGACCAACUGAAGUUUAUAAUGGAAGCGAGAUCGUUCUGAGUUGCAACAUCACCGCUGUUGGUUACUCUGAGGACGAACAAUUUGAUUUCUGGUGGACAUACAGAGGUAAUAGAUUAUAUCCGAAUGACCAAUCACGAUAUAGUGUGUCGACAUCUGCAGAUGAAGUGUUUAAUGAAUACAAACGUUCUACGCUACGUGUUAAUCCAAUCCAAGGCGACAUGUCGGGAUUUUAUGGCUGCCACGUUAGUGACGCUGCUGGGGAACAAGUGAAAGAUAAAACUAUUGAAUUAUCUGUCAUAUCACAACCAACAGUAUUCAUUACACCAAAAAGUCUUACUGUUAAAUAUGGUGAAACUGUAAAUGUCACAUGUGGGCUAAUUGAAAUACCAGGGACGUUUGAGCGUUUUAUCUGGUACAGAAAUGGAGAACCGUUCCUCAAAGAAGCUAAUGAAGUUAUUACAGAAUCCUCUGCCCUAAUGACAAUAACGGUAAAAGGAAUCCGGGAAAAUGUUGUAUUUGGUUGUGAAGCUAAGAAUGAAGCCGGCAGCAGUGCCCGUGUGUUCUCAUACAUUGGUGUCAUUCCUCAAGAUGCAACAACAGAAGAGUUGUGUCCUGAAGUACAAGACUAUCGUGGUACCACGUGGCCUCAGUCGGCACCGGGAAUUGUUGUUCGUUUAAAUUGUAACGACACUCAAAGUUACUCAGGAGAAAUCUAUCGAGGGUGCUCGGCAACUGGAGUUUGGAAUCCCCCCGUCUACGAAUGUGUUAGUACAGAGCUUUCAACAAUCGAACAACAGUUAAAAGAUAUACAGGAUGGAUUUAAACCAUUGAACCUGACAGAAGUUCUUGUAGACCUUAAUAAAGCUACGACUGACAACUCCUUGUAUAUAGGUGAUAUUGAUAGUACUCUUACCUCACUAGACAUUGCUGUUGGAAUAGAUGACAACGCUACUUCUGAUGAAAAAGUUACCCGAAAAGAUAAUAUACUGAAGAUCUGUAGCAGUCUAAUAGCACAACAAAACAGGGAGCCUUGGUUCUCCAGCAUUGAAGUGCGGCGGAAAGGAGCUAUUUCAAUUCCUAGGCUUGUUGAGCAGUCAAAUACAAAGUCAAUGGAUGGCGUUAUAGACAAUAAGGAAAUAAUUUUAUCAGUGCCAAAUAUACACAUCACGAUUGGAGCGGGUAAAAGAGAUGUGUACACGUUCCCGGAUAAGAGCAAUACAGCGCCGGAUUGGGUCAAGUCCACAAAGACUAGCAUAGUUAUUCAAGGGGAAGCAUUCAAAGAUAUUCCAAAUGUACACUAUGCCAGUUCAUACUUCAGAAACAUCACGCCAAUACUAGUUAAAACUUUGAAAAAGGAUGGAAGAGUUACAGAUGUGUCGUCAUCGUAUGAUAUCAAUGCACCAAUCGUCUCAUUUCAACUUAAAGAGAUUUUGUCAAAAGUGGAUCCUCCAGCAGAAAUUACAUUUGAGCAUUUUGAUAGUAAUUAUUCAAAUCCAAUAUGUUGUUACUGGGACUUUCAAGAAGAGUAUGUUUUUCCUUAUUAUUUUACUUACCAUCAAUGCAAUGCCAGUAGCCAUUAUUUUCUGUUCCUCAUAUUUACAUGA
Molecule: messenger RNA, 8938 nt
Organism: Ruditapes philippinarum (Manila clam)
Lineage: Eukaryota; Metazoa; Mollusca; Bivalvia; Venerida; Veneridae
Product: protocadherin Fat 4-like
Exons: 50
Coding region: 632-8938 (2768 amino acids)
Biological process (GO): homophilic cell-cell adhesion
Cellular component (GO): membrane
Molecular function (GO): calcium ion binding; G protein-coupled receptor activity; protein binding
Source: RefSeq, a predicted model, not a curated record